AGCCGUUUUUCUUUAACCCUCUCUGCAAAACCAGCCACCCCAGCAACCCGAAACGCUCCUCUCUCUCUCUCUCUCUCUCUCUCUCUCUCAAUCAAUUCAUGGAGGAAUCCAAUCAAUCCAACAUUCCACGACUUUUCUGAGUCCACAAUGAGUCUACCAUGUCAUUAAAAUUUCAUACCUGAGUCGGCAAAGAACAACAGCAACAACAACGUUAACAAUGUCUGAAGUGGAUCACUUGCUGUCAAAGAAGGUCGCCGAUCGGUACCUCAAGCGCGAAGUCCUCGGCGAAGGAACCUAUGGAGUUGUCUAUAAAGCUAUUGACACCAAGACAGGACAGACAGUUGCAAUUAAAAAGAUUCGGCUUGGGAAGCAGAAGGAAGGGGUGAAUUUCACAGCUCUUAGAGAAAUUAAAUUGCUGAAGGAGCUAAAGGAUCCAAAUAUAAUCGAGUUGAUUGAUGCAUUCCCUCAUAAGGGGAAUUUGCAUCUUGUGUUUGAGUUCAUGGAGACGGAUCUAGAAGCUGUCAUUCGUGAUAGAAAUAUUGUUCUUUCACUAUCUGAUAUAAAAUCGUACCUUCAAAUGACCUUGAAGGGACUUGCUUUCUGCCACAAGAAAUGGGUCUUGCAUAGGGAUAUGAAACCAAACAAUUUGUUGAUAGGAUCUCGUGGACAGCUUAAACUUGCGGAUUUUGGUUUAGCUCGUAUAUUUGGGAGCCCGGAUCGUAGGUUCACUCACCAGGUCUUUGCUCGAUGGUAUAGGGCACCUGAGCUGCUGUUUGGAGCCAAGGCUUAUGGUCCUGCUGUGGAUGUUUGGGCUGCAGCUUGUAUAUUUGCUGAACUCCUCCUACGUCGACCUUUUCUGCAGGGUAAUAGUGAUAUUGAUCAACUGGGAAAAAUCUUUGCUGCUUUUGGGACUCCAAAGCCGUCUCAGUGGCCUGAUAUAAAAUACCUCCCUGACUACGUGGAAUACCAAUAUGUUCCUGGACAGCCUCUUCGUCAAUUAUUUCCAAUGGCUAGUGAUGAUGCUUUAGAUCUCUUGUCAAAGAUGUUCACAUAUGACCCAAAAGCGAGAAUUUCUGCGCUCCAGGCAUUAGAGCAUAGGUACUUCUCAUCUGGCCCACCUCCUACAGAACCAGCAUUGCUCCCAAGACCUCCCCCAAAGAAGGAAUCUCUGAAUUCAAAGGUUUCGGAUUUCAAUAUACAUGAGGGUCCUACUGUGUUGUCCCCUCCCAGAAAGUCAAGAAGAGUGAUGCCAAAUCAUGAGGGAUUUGAGGGAAAUGAAUACCAAUUAGAUGAUGCGAAAGAAGGCAGACCAGCAGCCCGUGAGAGGACUGAACACGUGCCGAUGCCACUAGAUUUUUCUGUCUUUGGAUCAAGACCUCCUACUAGACCUACUAUUAACAGUGCUGACAGAUCACACCUAAAGAGGAAAUUGGAUCUUGAGUUUCAACUUCCCGAAGAAGAAGACGAAGAAUAAUCUAAUAUAUACACCUAUUCAUAGAUUGGAUAUUAUUGUGAGGGAUCACUGCUUUAUGAGGGGAAUGCAGAGUCACAAGUGAAAAUAGCUCAUCGUCAUAUCACAGUAUUGAAGAGAGAGUCCCAAAAAUUCGGUGAAGAAAUAGAAAGUACCCUCUUUUGUGAUCCUGAGAGAUAAGUGUACACUAGCUUCUGCAAGACGAUUUUGAAGAUUUUUCUUAUUAUAAUUAAUGAUGCUUGAAUAUGGUCAGAUCAACGAAUCAGUGUAAUAAAAUCCCAACAUCUGAUUUUGUAUGUAAAUCGGUUUUAGGGCGACCUUUAUCAUGAUAGAUGUUUGUUUUUCAUAACUUGUUGGUUGAUGGUAUCAAAGUUUGCCAUUCUAUACAUUAUUUGUUCCAUGACAUUGUAUUCAAUGUUUCGUAAUUUACUUGUGCCUUUGUUUUGUUC
Camellia sinensis is the source of this 1920-nucleotide messenger RNA. Lineage: Eukaryota; Viridiplantae; Streptophyta; Magnoliopsida; Ericales; Theaceae. The record is from RefSeq and is a predicted model, not a curated record.